CAAUGCACCGCCGUAACAUUAGCGGGACCGCUGAGGAUGCUCUUCUUCAUCAAUCAAGCUCCGGUCUGACGAAGGAGCAACGUGGACUUCAAGGAAGGGGAGGAAGCAGGUUCAGUGUGGAAAUAUCAAAACCCGAAGGGAAGGCCGGUCGGGUGGGACGAGGCGAUUGAGCCUUCGGGGUGAACAACAAGUCAAGCCAGAGCGAGGCCGGGGCGAGAGAGAGAGAGAGAGAGCGCCGUUCGACAGGAGAGAGAGCCGACGCCGUGCAGGGAAGCGGUGCAAGACAACGGGAGUCUGCAGAGGAAGAGAGGUUGAUCUGGACGCAGGUCUUUGCAGCCUGAUUAGGGCGAGGAGGGGAGACCCGAUCGGCCCGGCGUGGGGGAGAGAGAGAAUUACGAGAGGACGCUUGGCAGAAGCAGCCUCUCAGACCCGGGGGCUGGAAUUAGAGCCGCGGAACCUGCAGAGGGGAAGCCACAAAACCACAGUGAAGAUGCCCGCUAAUGGGAACCGUCCCUUGAAGUUGCAGUUUGGUCUAAUUAACCACGAGGGUCGCUACCUCACUGCAGAAUCCUUUGGCUUCAAGGUGAACGCAUCGGCGCCGAGCCUGAAAAAGAAGCAGAUAUGGACUCUGGAGCAGGACUCUCAGGACUCCCAGGUGGUGUGCCUGCGAAGUCACCUGGGACGCUACCUGGCCUCUGACAAGGACGGCAAAGUCACCUGCGAGGCAGACGGACAAAACUCCGCCUGCCGCUUCCUCAUCGUGGCUCAGUCGGACGGGCGUUGGGCGCUGCAGUCUGAGCAGCACCUCCGCUUCUUUGGCGGCUCUCGGGACUACCUGUCCUGCUUCGCACAGGUAAUCACAGAUGCCGAGCUGUGGGCGGUGCACCUGGCUCUGCACCCGCAGGCCAACCUGCUGUCUGUGGCCCGCAAGCGCUACGCCCACCUCUCCGCAGAGGACGGGGAAAUCGCCGUGGAUAUGAACAUACCCUGGGGUGUGGCGGCGCUCCUGACACUCGUCUACCUGGACGGGAAGUACUGCCUCAAGACCUGCGACAGCCGCUUCCUCGGCAGCGACGGGAAGCUCUUGGCGCAGAGCGGCAGGGCCACGGCGUACACGCUGGAGCUGAAGUGUGGCAAGCUGGCCUUCAAAGACUGUGAGGGGAAGUAUUUGUCUCCCACAGGCCCCACCGGCACCCUGAGGUCUGGACGCUGCUCCAAGCCGGGCAAAGAUGAACUGUUUGACCUGGAGGAAAGCCACCCACAGGUGGUUCUGAUGGCUGCCAACGGGCGAUAUGUCUCAAUAAGACAAGGAGUGAGCGUGGCAGCCAAUCAGGAAGAGGAGACGGACACGGAGACGUUCCAGAUGGAGAUCGACAAGGAAACCAGGAAGUGCAUGCUGCGCACCAGCCGAGGGAACUACUGGGACCUGGUGGCCCACGGAGGCAUCCAGAUUACUGCCACGGAAGCGUCGGCGAACGCCAUGUUUUCAGUGGAGUGGCUCGGCCACCGGGUGGCACUGAAGGCCAACAACGGAAAAUACAUCUGCACCAAGAAGAACGGCCAGCUGCUGGCCGUGAGCGACUCCGUAGGUAAGCGACCUUUCUUCUGCACGCACCCCCUCACCGUCACCCCCCCCCCCCGGGGAGUCUUCACCACGUGUCCCCUUGUGUCAGGCGAGGACGAGCAGCUCACCCUGAAGCUGAUCAACCGGCCCAUGCUGAUCCUGAGAGGAGAGAACGGAUUCGUCUGCCGCCACAAGAACUCCAACCUCCUGGACGGCAGCAGAUCGGUCUACGACAUUUUCACCCUGCAGUUCAGUAACGGGGCGUACCACAUCAAAGGCGUGGACGGCCGCUUCUGGUACGUGAACAGCGGCGGCCUGGUGUGCUCAGACGGCGAGGCCCCCGAGGACUUCGCCCUGGAGCUCCCGGAGCACGGCCGCCUGGCCAUCCGCGACAAGAACGGCAAAUACCUGCGCGGGGACCAGGGGGGCACGCUGAAGGGAGACGGACUGGGCCUCAGCCCCUCGGCCCUGUGGGAGUACUGACGCCGUCCGAUAGGCGCCCGAACUCUGACUCAACGGCUCAGGGCGCCCGUGGAGACAGACGUAGUCUUACAAGCCCGGUCCCCUCUCAGCAGUCACCAGCACGGCGGUGUGAGGGGGUUUGUUGGGGCAGGAAGAGGACUUGGUCUCUGCUUUUGUUUUUCUACAUUUCUUCCGUCCUUUAGCAACAUAAAGAUACAAAAAAAGACACUUGUACGACUGUUAAUGUAUGUUUUAUACACAGAUAAGACAGUUCUGACCACAUGAACUAAACUACAGGCGGGCGACGUUCUGAAGACAAACCUUCAUAUACAGUCUGAGGAGAAGAAAAGGAGCAGGAAACAGACUUUAUACUCGUAGCUCCCUUAAGUGAUUCUUUGUAGUCGUUAUGGAUUCUGAUUAUGUUUUUGUACUUUGUAUUAGUUUUGAUGUUUUUUGUCUGUGGUCUUUUUGUUGCUGUGGUUGUUUUGCAUCUUUUCUUUUUGCAGUUUAACAUCAGUUUGUGAUCUUUUUGAUUCUCUCGGUGAUAUUAUUUAUGUGAAUUCAAGUCGA
Molecule: messenger RNA, 2596 nt
Organism: Gasterosteus aculeatus aculeatus (three-spined stickleback)
Lineage: Eukaryota; Metazoa; Chordata; Actinopteri; Perciformes; Gasterosteidae
Source: RefSeq, a predicted model, not a curated record